Molecule: messenger RNA, 1492 nt
Organism: Rhipicephalus microplus (southern cattle tick)
Lineage: Eukaryota; Metazoa; Arthropoda; Arachnida; Ixodida; Ixodidae
Product: glycine receptor subunit alpha-2
Biological process (GO): monoatomic ion transmembrane transport
Cellular component (GO): membrane
Molecular function (GO): extracellular ligand-gated monoatomic ion channel activity; transmembrane signaling receptor activity
Source: RefSeq, a predicted model, not a curated record
GUUGAGUCAGCCUCGUCUCGCCGAGCGCGCGAGGCGCUCGCCGGAUCGCCUCCUCCACCGGCUGGACGCAAGCCAGUCGCACCUGGUUUGUGGGUUUGCGGAUGCUGCUGCCGCGGACAGCUCUCGCUAUGGAUACGCUCGCUUGUGCCGCCGCUCUCCUGGUCCUCCUCGUCGCGACGUGCGUCUCACCGGUACCGGCACAGGACGUGAAGCCCCGUGUGAAGCUGAGCGACCUAGUGUCGGAGGACUAUGACGUCAUGCAGCCGCCCCUUGAAGGAGGCCAACCCGUGGCGGUGAACGUGUCGGUGGCGGUGCUCAAUAUCCGUUCGGUGGACGAAGGACGGCAGUUUGUCGAGAUGGAUCUGUUUCUGCACGUGAUCUGGUCUGACUGGCGGCUCAGCGGGCGCGUAAACAACAAGAUCGUUGUCGACCCACGCUGGUACCCGGAACUGUGGACGCCUGAGGUGUUCUUCAAGAACUCGGCUGACGGACGCCUGGACAAGGUGAUCUUCCCGUACGCCUACAUCACGCUUGAACCGUCCGGCCAGUUCUUCCUGGCCGCCCGCGUCUCCCUCAAGUUGGCUUGCAACAUGGAUCUCAGCAGGUUCCCCCACGACAAUCAGUUCUGCGACAUGCAACUCAGCAGCCUGGUGCACCCCAGAGAGCAGGUGAUGCUUUACUGGAAGAAUUUCCGUCUCACGAAGAACCUGUCCCUGUCGCAGUUCACGGCUCUCUACGUCGGUCACGGCGAUUGCACGAAGUCAUUCGACGUCGGCACGUUCAGCUGCCUUUAUGGCCGCAUCGAGAUGCGUCGUCGCGCCGGCUACUACCUGAUCAACAAGUACGCGCCCAGCACUAUCAUUGUGUUCAUGUCGUUCGCCGCUUUCUGGAUGCCCUGCGAGGCGCUGCCGGCCCGCGUCACGCUCAGCGUCACCUCGCUUCUCAGCUUGGUGACCGCUCAGUACCAGGCGCACAUGCCGGGCGUCUCGUACGUGGUCGCCAUGAACGUGUGGAUGAUCAUAAGCAUUCUGUUCGUGUUCCUGGGUCUCGUCGAGACGGCGCUCAUCGUGGCCUGCACCGCGAAGCACAAGAAGGGAGUCGGCCGGUGGCCCCAGCCCGUGCUCAUCGACUGGGUCUCCAGGAUUCUCUUCCCCGCCGUUUUCCUGGUGCACUCACUCAUCUUUUGGGGCGUUUACGGCCGGGACUAAGCUUGUUACGUCGACGUUAAGCGCUCAAGCGUGCUCUCAGGAACGCAAGAGUUGCGACGAAGAGUGCAAGACGGUGAAGUGCUUGGCGAUUGUGACCAGGAUCUAUUGCGUCACUAGAGUUAUGAAGUGUUCCUCUUAGAGGUGCUCGUCUAAGCGGGUGCUAGGAGUGGGGGGGUAUUCCCCAUAUAGUGGCAAAAAAGCAUCACUCUCAAGGGCUUUUUGAACAGAAAACUGUCGCUAGUCAAAACAAGGGCGGCAAGAUCAAAAGACAUGUAGGUUAGUCA